This is a messenger RNA of Lutra lutra (Eurasian river otter), 4243 nucleotides long. RefSeq names its product microtubule affinity regulating kinase 1 (gene MARK1). Gene Ontology annotation, biological process: protein phosphorylation; microtubule cytoskeleton organization; intracellular signal transduction. The transcript has 19 exons. Bases 212 to 2611 code for a protein of 799 amino acids. NCBI's taxonomy places the organism in Eukaryota, Metazoa, Chordata, Mammalia, Carnivora, Mustelidae. The record is from RefSeq and is a predicted model, not a curated record. Gene Ontology annotation, molecular function: ATP binding; protein serine/threonine kinase activity; tau-protein kinase activity. Gene Ontology annotation, cellular component: cytoplasm.
CCGGCGCCGCCGCGGGAAGCGGCUCCCCCUCCCCUUCCUCCGCGUCCUCCUCCCCCUCGCCCCGCCGGGGCCGCUUGUUGCACCGCCCCGCGGCCUGCGGGAGCCGCUCGGCCCGGCCCGGCCCCGCGCCCGCACCCCCUUCCGCUCGCCCCCGGGCCCGAACCCCAGCCCGGCCGGCGAGACCCCGGCCCGACCCCGCCGCCCGCACAAAAUGUCGGCCCGGACGCCAUUGCCGACGGUGAACGAGCGGGACACGGAGAACCAUACAUCCGUGGAUGGAUACACUGAACCGCAUAUCCCGCCUACCAAAUCAAGUAGCAGACAGAACAUCCCUCGGUGUAGAAACUCCAUUACGUCAGCAACAGACGAACAGCCUCACAUUGGAAAUUAUCGUUUACAAAAAACAAUAGGGAAGGGAAAUUUUGCCAAAGUGAAAUUGGCAAGACAUGUUCUAACUGGUAGAGAGGUUGCUGUGAAAAUAAUAGACAAAACUCAGCUAAAUCCUACCAGUCUACAAAAGUUGUUUCGAGAAGUACGAAUAAUGAAGAUAUUGAAUCAUCCUAAUAUAGUAAAAUUGUUUGAAGUUAUUGAAACAGAGAAGACCCUCUAUUUAGUCAUGGAGUACGCGAGUGGGGGUGAAGUAUUUGAUUACUUAGUUGCCCAUGGAAGAAUGAAAGAAAAAGAGGCCCGUGCAAAAUUUAGGCAGAUUGUGUCUGCUGUACAGUAUUGCCAUCAAAAGUGCAUUGUUCACCGUGAUCUUAAGGCUGAAAACCUUCUCCUUGAUGCUGAUAUGAAUAUUAAAAUUGCUGACUUUGGUUUUAGUAAUGAAUUUACAGUCGGGAACAAAUUGGACACAUUUUGUGGAAGCCCGCCCUAUGCUGCCCCUGAGCUUUUCCAAGGAAAGAAGUACGAUGGGCCUGAGGUAGACGUGUGGAGCCUCGGUGUCAUUCUCUAUACACUAGUCAGUGGCUCCUUGCCCUUUGAUGGCCAGAAUUUGAAGGAACUGCGGGAGCGAGUCCUACGAGGGAAGUACCGUAUUCCCUUCUACAUGUCCACUGACUGUGAAAAUCUUCUGAAGAAAUUAUUGGUGCUGAAUCCAAUAAAGAGAGGCAGCUUAGAACAAAUAAUGAAAGAUCGGUGGAUGAAUGUUGGUCACGAGGAAGAAGAGCUAAAGCCAUAUACUGAGCCUGAACCAGAUUUCAAUGACACGAAAAGAAUAGACAUCAUGGUCACCAUGGGUUUUGCUCGAGAUGAGAUAAAUGACGCCUUAAUAAAUCAGAAAUAUGAUGAAAUUAUGGCUACUUAUAUUCUUCUAGGUAGAAAACCACCUGAAUUUGAAGGUGGUGAAUCAUUGUCCAGCGGAAGCUUGUGUCCGAGGUCACGGCCCAGCAGUGACCUGAACAACAGCAGCCUUCAGUCCCCGGCUCACCUGAAGGUCCAGCGGAGCAUCUCCGCAAACCAGAAGCAGCGGCGUUUCAGCGAUCAUGCUGGUCCGUCCAUUCCCCCUGCCGUAUCCUAUACCAAACGGCCUCAGGCUAACAGCGUGGAGAGUGAGCAGAAAGAGGAGUGGGAUAAAGACCUCGCUCGGAAACUUGGCAGCACCACGGUUGGAUCCAAAAGCGAGAUGACUGCGAGCCCUCUGGUGGGGCCGGAAAGGAAAAAGUCUUCAACUAUUCCAAGUAGCAAUGUGUAUCCUGGAGGUAGCAUGGCAAGAAGGAACACGUAUGUCUGUGAAAGGACCACAGAUCGGUACGCAGCAUUGCAGAAUGGAAAAGACAGCAGCCUUACGGAGAUGUCCGCCAGUAGCAUAUCCUCUGCAGGCUCUGCUGUGGCUCCCACCAUCCCCUCAGCACGACCCCGCCACCAGAAGUCCAUGUCCACUUCUGGCCAUCCUAUUAAAGUCACACUGCCAACCAUUAAAGACGGCGCCGAAGCUUACCGGCCCGGUGCGACGCAGAGAGUGCCUGCCGCCUCCCCCUCUGCUCACAGUAUUAGCGCCAGCACCCCUGACCGCACCCGCUUCCCCCGGGGCAGCUCAAGCCGCAGCACUUUCCACGGGGAGCAGCUGCGGGAGCGUCGCAGCGCCGCCUACAACGGGCCACCCGCCUCCCCCUCACACGAGCCUGGAGCCUUUGCACACGCCAGGAGGGGGACAUCCACGGGUAUAAUAAGCAAAAUCACAUCCAAAUUCGUUCGCAGGUGGAUAUCCAGGGAUCCCAGUGAAGGCGAAGCCAGUGGCCGCACAGACACCUCAAGAAGUACGUCCGGGGAACCAAAAGAAAGAGACAAGGAAGAGGGUAAAGAUUCUAAGCCACGUUCUUUGCGUUUCACGUGGAGCAUGAAGACCACUAGUUCAAUGGACCCCAAUGACAUGAUGAGAGAAAUCCGGAAAGUGUUAGAUGCAAAUAACUGUGAUUAUGAACAGAAAGAGAGGUUUUUGCUUUUCUGCGUCCACGGAGAUGCUAGACAGGACAGCCUCGUGCAGUGGGAGAUGGAGGUCUGCAAGUUGCCGCGCCUGUCACUGAACGGGGUCCGCUUCAAGCGAAUAUCUGGGACGUCUAUUGCCUUUAAGAACAUCGCAUCUAAAAUAGCAAAUGAGCUUAAGCUGUAAAGAAACUCAAAUUUACAGGAUCAGGGAAGAUACAUUCACGUAUGAGGUGCAGUUUUGAAUGUAUUGGUAAUGCCUAACGCGAUUGGCCUGUGAGUCUCCCACCCUCCCCCACCAUGUAGAAAUUGCCCUUCAUGCAAUAAGGACAUACAUAGUUAGGGACUGGACGGCUAGAGUCCGUGUGAAGUAUACUAAAUAUCUGUAGCUAAAAAAGUAGGUUCACAUGUACAGGUAAGUAUAUUGUGUAUUUCUGUUCAUUUUUCUGUUCAUAGAGUUGUAUAAUAAAACAGAUGAUUGCUUAAAGAACUUGUAUAGUUGUCUAGAUUUCUGCACAUAAGUGUAUGACGCUUUCAGUUGGAGAUGUUCUUCCCUGUUAUGUACAUUCUGGUGGGUUUUUUAAAUUCUUACCUCCAUCAUGCAAUUUUGAAAAUUGUGCCCAGAAUUAAAAGUGCACAGAAAUGGUCUUUAAAAUUGUAGCAUGGACUUUUAAAAAUUAUUUUUAAAUCCUAUUUAAAUUUAAACCAGAAGCUGAUAAGUAAUCAGCUUUACUAUACACAGAAUUAUUCCUGCUUAUCUUUGCUCUCCUCCUUGUUCUCAGACAAGGUGUAGUUGAGAAAAUACAAAAUGUUUACAGUGUUGGCACUUAGGGUUUUUAAAAUAAACUACAUGGAAAUAAUCAUUGCUUCGCCUUGAGCUAUCUAAGAAGUGCUGGGGAAAAAGUUAAACCUGUAUCAAAUUUCUUUGAAACUUCAAAGUGUUUUCUGGCCCACUGCUAAAUGUAGCAGCAAAAUUAAAAAGAAUCAAUACUCCAUCUGGCUAUUAUAAAUGUGAACUUUCACUUAGGUUUGCUGCCUCCUGAAUACCGCAGUGUAAUUGCGGAAAUAGAGUAAUAUCGGGACCGUCUCAUAGCACAAACUCAUCCUACAGUGUUGAUCAAUGUGUCAGUUAAGAAAUAAUGCCACCUCAGGAACUAACUGGCAUUGGGAACAUUUACCUUUUCUCCUCCCAGCCUCUUCAUCCACCCCCGACACAGUAAUAUCUGUAAGUACUUAGAGGAGACUUUGGAGCAAAACCUACUAUUUAUAACAGUGUAUUAUUGAUUUAUGCUUACGUGGUUGUUGAGUUUGUUCCCAGGUAACCUGUUUGUUUUUACUAUUUUGCCAGAUUUCUUGUAUUUAUUCCACAUCGUUAUGCCUAUAAUGUGCAGCGUUGUAAUUGGGCAUUUGCCUCCUUUUCUUUCAUAAUUAGUGAUAUAUGUGACGUAAAACCACUAGGAAAGGUACCUUUUCAUACUUGUUAUUUUUUACGGAAUUAGCCUUGGAGGUUGACUGUGCAAUGUUAUUUAAUGUUGUAAUUACUGUAAUAUCAACAUAUGGGCCCCAUCUGCACACUCCUGAGAAAAGGAAAAGUGUAUUGAAGUUUUAUCGUUCAAAGGAGAAUAAAGCUGUGAUAAAUACUGUAAUUCUAACCUACAUCAGAAAGCUCCAUGUGUAGGUGACGUGCCAUUCUGUAAUGGCGUCCGGACUAGGGUGAAUUUUACAUUCUGUACUGUACUGUGACGUAGCUUUCUUCUGUAACAGUUCUGUUCUAAAAUGAAGUGUAUUUUUGCCUUAGCAAAGGAUGGUGUUUGGAAAA